AUGAGCGCCGCGGUGCCUCCCUCGCCUCUCUCUCUGGCUGCGGAAAUUGAAGCCGCAAGGCACGACGGGGCAGUUCUAGCCAGAGAAGAAAGCGAGAGAGAAGCGACGACGCCGCAAGGAGAGCAAGACGCGCCGGAGGAAGAGGUGGCGCAAGGGACAGCUGAGGGAGACGAAGAGAGGAAAAGGAAAGCACGAGAAGAGGUGGCUUUCCUUCUUCAACAACGCGAGAAUCUUCGGAACGUGCACCGCCUCCUCCAGCAACAACACUCUCUCCUCGUUGCACAACGGAGAGAGAGAGAAAGAGGCAAGCGUGACGAAUGGAACGCGGGCGAGGAGACAAAGGAAGAAGACUCGACGGAAGAGCGAGAGGGAGCAACGGGACAGGCAAAGGCGCGAGUGAACGCCGGGCCAGAGGACCGAGAGGAAAUCGCGAGGGAGCAGCCGGCGAAGCGAAGCGUUCAGCAGGGCGAAAUCGAGACCCACGGAACGAACGGCGAGAGGGAGAAAGAACAGCGUCUCUGCUCAGCCUCCACAACCGCCAACGGAGGGACCAGUCGGUAUUCUUCCUCCGUCGGGGAGCCUCCUUUUCCUGCUGUUCGUGGCGAAGAGGCCGACGGGGAGAGAAGAGAGAUAACAGAGGGAGAUGGCGUUUUUUCGGCGAGGGAAGAGCGAUUUGGAAACGCGCGAGAUGCUCUGCAGACAGAAGCCAAGCCUCGCGAAGCAGCCGCGCGGGGUUCGGACGCGGGAGAGGCAUGCAGCGCGGGAAACGGAAAGGGAGAGGACAGGAGCGAAGUUGUCCUAGGUGAAGACUCAAGUGUCCCGAGAACUCCUGAAGAGUCGCUGGGCGACUCUGAAGAAGCGUUUCAAACAUCUCUGGAAGAAGAAAUGCAUCUCCUAGACCCCAGCCCACUUCCCGCCGCCGUCGACACAAGUCCUCCGCAAGACUCCGCUUUGUCUGAUUCUGCUGCGUCUGCUUGUUCGCCAGCUUCCGCGUUUGCUUCCUUCUCUUCCGCUUUUCUGGACCAGCGAGAGGUGACCCAGGGCUGCGAGGCGCGGUGCGAUGCGGCAGCCUCCCCUGCGUUUUCUCCUGAUCGGGCUGAGGACACGCCUUCCCCGUCCUGUGGACCCAAACCUCGCGGCGGCUUCACGGCCCCCACCUUCUCUCCGUUUUUCUUCUCGAGCGCUGCGCGCUUUCCUUCUGCUUCCGACGCUUGUUCCUCUAGGCUCGCGUCCCCUGUCACGCCUGCGCGUUCUCCCGACCGCGCGCGCGCGCAGUGUACAGACAGCGCAACCCGAGUCGUCUUUGCGUGUCCGGGCGUCGUUCUCACCCCGGCCUUUCGAGUCAAUCCGUUUCGUCGCCGAGAGGAGCGCGAGAGAGGAAACGAAGACGAGAGCAAUCUGUUCAGCGCAGCUUCGAGCAGCAGCCUCGAUGCCAGGGAGGGCGAAGCCAGCGAGAGUGGAGAGGGGACGGCUGAGGAUCCGCGAUGUCUCGAAGAGGCGCCGAGCGUGUCGGUUUCUUCUCCCGUGUCGGUUGAGAGCGACCGGGAGGAAGAGAAGCGUCAAGAGCAGCAUCUGUUCAGUCCUGAAGAGAAAUCUGCAUCUGCUUUUCCGUCGUUUUCCUCUGCUCACCAGGAAUCGAAUGGUGAAGAGCCAGUCGCGACGCGGCGUCUGUGCGGGUCCCCUCUCGCACCGGUUGCCGUCUCUUCCUCGCUCCCUUCUGAGAGCUCGUCCUCGCUAUCUUCUCUGCUCCUGGGUCCGCAGUCAGUGCCUGGGUCUCCAGAUGUGAAAUCUCAGCCUCCAGCGUCGUCUCUUUUCGUCUCCCGCCCGUCCGCACCCUCGAGCCCGCUGUCUCCGCCCGCUUCGCACUCUCUCGGUGGCCGCCCAUCUCUGGAGACCAGCUACCGCGAGAAACUGGACGACGCGUUUCUCGGGAAAUCUCUGCGAGACGGGGGGGAGACAGAGGAAGCGCCGCAUCGGCCCCUCCCUCUGACCGUCGCAGAUCUCCACGACAAACGACCGCAGCCGUCCCUUGCUGGCGGAGGGUCUCCCGCGAGCCUGUUUGUCUCGUGCGUCGCUGUGGACCGAAGAUCCGACUUCCGCGCGUCCCGCGCUUCUCUGUCUCUCGCACCGAGCGCCGCGUCUGCCUUCUCUCUGCAUUUCCGCGGGCGAACUGACAGAGCGAAGCACGAAGGACUCGAGGCCGAACCCGGACGUGGGGGGAAGGCCUCCAGUGUUGCGCCCUGCUCCUCGCUGUUCUUCCCUCGCGAAGAUGGAAACGUCCCGGGCAUCCAACAGUCUCAGACCGAGCACAUUUCUUCGCCGUCCUCGUCUUCCUCUCCCUCAUCCUCUCCCUCUUCUCGCGGUGCGUCCUCGGCGUCUGAGUCUGGUGCGGGUCUUGGCGCUCGAACAGAAAAGCUGCCUGGGUCGUCUGUGGCGCUUCCGGCGGCUCGCGCCUCGAACGCGUCUCUCCUCAACUCGUCUCUCCUGGCCUCGUCGCUCCCGUCGCCCAGCCUCAGUUCCAAAGCGCCGUCUUCUCUCUCUGCUUCGCUCUCGGGGGACGCGGGUCGCUCAUCUUUCUUCCCCUCCUCCCUCCCGCUCCACCAGUCUCUGCCUGUCUCCUGUCUCCUCGCGUGCAACCCAGCUCUCGAGCGCGCGCGGCGCCGCGGCAGACAGACGCUGGACGUGUGCAAAAUCGAGUUUCUCCCAACAGCCACUGGCCGCGCGUCGAUGCUCACCGUGCGCGCACGAGCUCACCGCGCGUUUCGAGCCGCGCUGAACCGCGAAAGAGACGAGGCGAAGAAGGCGCGUCUCCGCGCGCACAAAGCGCGCGCCUGCAAAGCGCAGGCGCACGCAGUGGCGAGUCCGGGACUGGAGACCUGGGAACAGCGUCGUCGACGCUUGCGGGAAGAAGAAGCGAGCGGGGACGGCAUGAAUUGGAGUCUCGCGUCUUCCGCCUCGCCGCUCUCCUCCCUCUCGUCACAGGAAGAGAGCGACGAAGAACCCGGCUUCGCAGAGGCCGAGGGACUCCGAGAGGACACCGGCCGACUGUGCUGCGUCCCCUGCGUAUUUGUCGCGCCGUCCCUCUCCAUGCUCCUCCGGCUCUCGGCUUAUAUUCGGUCGCGGGCGGAAGAGCGCGAGGAACGCGAGUGGACGGAGAGCGACGAAGAUCAGGAGGACACCGCAGGCAGUUUGGUUCUCGGAUGGAGAGAAAUCCUCGAGCACCGCUGGGGGCCGUGCGAGCGACUCACACAGCCGACGCUUCAGGCGCUCUUGCAGGCGUUCAUGCCGCGUUCGUGGUACCAGUUUUUCCAGUUGACGCAUCUGUCGACAUCCCUGCCGUUCUUUUCCUCUCUCUUUCCCACGUCCUCGGCGCUUGCGCACCCGUCCCUCUCGCCGCAACUGUCGCUCUCGUCUGCCUUCCUCGAGGAGCACCUGGCCGCAUUCUCCGCGCUCCGCGACCGCCUCUAUGACAUGCGUCACCGGCUAGCUUGCUGCUCGCGCGCGUUGUUGCCCGCGGGAGCCCGCUCUCCCGCAACCCGAGCAGACCAAGACGGGAAUUCUCGGCAAAACGGAGACAGCGAGCGGCAGGUGGGGGCUUUCAGAAGACAGACCUCUCGGACGUUGGCCUUCUCGGGCGACGAGCCCGACCACGAAGGCCUUCUCGGUCUCCUCGGCGAAGCGUCCCAGCUGUAUCUGCGGCUCGUGAUUUUGAUUCAGGAGCUCCAGGCUUCGCGAUUUGGGCGGCAAACGUGGGUGUCGACGCGCCUGGAAAACGUCGCUGGCGGCGAUCCGCGCCCGCCCCGCCUGGACAGAGCUUCGAGCCCCGCGGCUGCGCCUUCCUCCGCGGAGUACCGCGUCUUCCAGAAACUCGUCGUGCUCCAGCAGAGCGUCGACGUCUUCCUCGCCGCCUCCUGCUGGAUGGCGAAACUCGCCGAUGAGCUGGUCCUCAUGCAGCGCGUGUCGCGGGUUCUCCGCGCGAGGCGAGUGUCGGGGCCUGGCGCUCAGGAGAGCAGCAGGUUCUUCAAGUCGGGGCGGCUUGGGGGCGCGAGCUCGGGCGACCGUGAAGAGCGAGGGGAGGGCGCGACGGCGGAGGUCGGGCCGAGUCGACGAGACACGCAGCUGGGGCACGACGGGCCCCGCGCGGGCCCCAGGACGUUCUUCUCGCUGUCUGCGGAUGACGUGGAAAGCCAACAGAAAUUCAUCGAAAAAAUUGUCAAAACAUGCGUCCGAGACGCCCAGCACCUCGACAAACUCCGAGACGCUCUCAUCGAGCUCAUGUACCUCCGAGGAGAAGAGAGUGGCUCUGAGGAGGGCGAGGAGAACGGGACGCCUCGUGGCGGGGGUGGGUCGUUUGUUUCCGCGUCAGAUGCAGCGAGUCGAGUGUCUGUGACAAAGGGACCCGAGAAGAGCAGUUCGCGCUCCUUUCCCUUUUCUUCUUUCCCGCUCCAUUUCCGCGAUCAGUUCGGCCUGACGGAAGAGUCGGCUUCGUCGCUGCUCCUCCUCGCCUACGCCCUCGAGGCGCGGCGCCCUGCAGCGGUCUGUUUGGCCUAUCUCCGCGCGACGGCUCCGCACCUUCUCCGGCCGCUCCCCUCGGGCGAGGCCGGGGCCUCUCUGGCUGCUUUGCUGCCUCGGGCGUAUCUGGAGAACCCCGAGGCUCUCGCCCGCGAGGCUCUCGAGCUGGAGGGUGCGCAGGAAGCGAGAGAAGAACGCGGCGGUCUCGAGAGCGGGAACAAAGCUGGCGAGGGGAGAAGAGAGGAAGAGUGUGGGCGGAACGCAAGCGAGCGAGACGCAAGUCCCGAAGAGAAGCACUGGGAAGAAUUUCUGCGCGCCCUCGACGGCAGUCCCGUCGGGGAGGUGGUGGCCGAGAACGCCAAAGGCGAGAAAGGAGACGGCGGCGGCGUACAGCGAGGCGUUUCACGGGAAGGCGAGCGAGCGGAGGAGUCGUUCCUGCUCACGUCUGUCUCGUCGCAUUUGCCUGCUGGGUCUGUUUUCCGGUCUGGCCUCGCCGCGCGACCUUCACAGGUGGGAAGGGACGAGCAAAGCCUCAGACACCGAACUGGGGAAGAGCCGAGACGCCGUUUGCCUCAAGAGUCGGAGGACGCGUUUGAGAAACUCGAGCGGCUCCUCGACCCCGCACUCCUCGAUCCCGUGGGCCUCAAGCGUUUUCUCGCCCUGCCGCCGCAAGGGGAAGGCGAGCGAAGAGGCCGAGAUGCGCCUGCUCCGUCGCGUUCUGGAGGCGACAAGCUAGGAAACGCUUCGUCGUUCGCUCUUGAGCCGUGUGCGCCUGUCGCUGCGUUUGGGAGAAGGCCCUGGGCAACCGAGUCGCGGGGACCGCGCAUGCACAGCGUCUCUUCAGGUCCGGAGUUUGCUGAGCGUUGCGAGGCCUCAGCGUCUCUCCACAGAUCGAGGCUUCCCAGAGAGCGGAGCUUCAAGUCUGCGUUGCCGCUCUCCGAGCAAGUCCCCCCUCCCUGUGACGGUCCCGCUUCGUUCCGUACCCGACUUCCUGCGGGGAUGAAGCCAGACGAAACAACGCCACGCGCAACGCGAAAACAGAUCUUCUCUUCGUUGCCGCCCGUCGGCCGGCGCUUGGAGAUGCGCGCGCGCCAGCGCGAAACGAAACGGCAACAAACGUCCCUCUCCAUGGAGUCCGCUGCUCCUCAGGGCGCGUCUGUGCUGUCUCCGAGGGUGGCGGCUGCAGAGAGGCACGGGGCUCUGACUUGGACGCGGCGGGGCCCGACAGAAACGCCUCGCGAGGACGCACCGAGGUACCGAGAGGAGUCGAGAGACAGAGAACUGCGAGAAGAGAGACGCGAGCUCGACGCCGCGCGCAGGUCUCGGCUCGCGUCCCUGCGCUCUGAGUGCGUGUCGACGCGUGGGAGGAGCGGAGCAAUAGCCAAGGCGAAGUCUGUGAAAAACGCGUCGCCAACUUCGCGUCUAACUGGCGAGAAAGAAGGGGUCGCCCCUGACGCGCUCUUUGGCGAGCGCGCAAGACCCGCCUCAGGGGAUCUCAGUGAAGAAGAGUGUCUCCGGCGGGGACGGAGACCGGGGAAGGCGCGGUCCGGCGAGUCGGAGACAAAGACGCCCAGAGAAGGCGGUUCGCCGCCGCGGAGCUGGAGCCGCGCCGAAGAUGCCUCGGGCGAGACGCGAGGCAGGGAAGCGAAGCGCGUGGAGAGUCGCGGCACUCUGGCAGGUUCGGUGGAGAACGGGACGAAGCGAGAGACGCAGGGAGACAGCUGUUCUCCCGUCUCUCGGAGCGCGAGCGAGGCAGCUGCGCGCUCUCCAGUCCGAGAGACAGCGCCGACCCCAGCUUUGGAGCCCGAGAGACACCUGAGGCGCUGCGUUGGGGCAUCGCGACCGUGGUCGGGCGAGGAGACAGUUGAAGGCGUUUCGGAGACCGAAGAGCCGCGCGACCGCAGCGGAAACGAGACAGAGGAAACGAGGGACCGGAGACUGCGAGAAGACGCCCACGCCGUCGCGCUUCGACAGGCGCGUCUGUCUGGGCGGCUGGAGGAGAUUGAGAGGCGGAUCCACGAGAAGCGCGAGGCGGUUCGGCAGUGCGAAGAGGAGUUUUCUUCUCUGCGCGUGCCGCAGUUGUCGCGUUUCUUUUCUUCGACUGUCGCCUCGGCCCCCGCCGCUCUAGGGCAAGUCCCUGCCGGAGUCGCGCGGACCGUGGCGUUGCUGCGAGACCGCCGAACGAAGCUUUCCGGCGAGCUCCGUGAGACCGAGGGGCGAAGGGGCGAGCUCUGCGCGUUUCUCGCGGCGCUGGAGAAGCGGAAGAAGGUGCUGAACGCGGAACUGCGGAGACGAAAGAGCCGCCGAAGGACCCGACAGACGGACGGCGCGCAGGCUGACACGUCCGCGAAGAGAGACGCAGACGUCUUGCGGGAGGCGACAGACGGCACCCUUCUUCCGCGUGGCCUGCGGAACCGCGAAGAGGGUUUUUCGCAGUUCGCGACGGAGGGCGAGGACAGAGAAGACGUUGCUCCGUCUCGCCGUCUCACGGAGGACGACUGGAAGAAGACUGCCUGGUUUUUCGCCCCGUCGAUCGGCGAACUGACCGCAGAGCUCUUCUCGCCCCGGCCCGCUGACGCAGAAAAAGCCGAGACGCGAGAAGCGAGCGAGAGCAGACAGACGCCGGGGACGUGUAGGUCCGCCUCGGCGGCGCUGGCGAAGUCUCCCUCGCGCACUGGGGCUGUUGCUCGCGACGAAAGUGCGGCGCGGGCGUCGAGGCGCGAAGGCCUGACAGCGGGAGCUGGAAGACGAAAAACGGGGAGCAGAACGCGACCAGAAGACCAGUCCCAGGUCGCAGGCGAGAGGCGCGCAGAGAGCGCGGUGAGCGCAGAAGGUUCGGCGCGUCGUGCGCCUCGUUCGGGCGGAGGCGCCGUCGGGUCUGGGUCCCCGCCGCCUGGGGCCGCGCAGGAGAAGACUGGCGGCGAGGCGCAGGAAGCGAGAAAGGGAGAAAGCUCUGGUUUGCUCUUCUCAGGGCUGAAGUCUUUCUUUGACCUCGCCCAACAAGUCGGAGGCAGCUUCUACAAGAGCGACAGCGAGACAGAGCCGAAAACGACAGAACGGUGUGUCGCGUCCUCUGCGUCACCUUCGCUCCGGGAUGCUUCGGGUUGCGAAGGACAAGGCGCGAGAUCCGAGACUGGGCCGCGUUUUGACGGGGCGCCCGACCCUGCUUCGACGCCGUCUCUCAACCCGUGUCUUCCAGCGACACCGGGCGGAGAGAGAGGAGACGACGUCUCGGUGCGCUUCGAGGAGGAGCUCGAGGCGGAGAUGCAGGCCUUUGAAGGAGGCGGAGGGGACAGCGCGACAAAAAGGGACACGGCCGAGAGCAAAACUGUCUCUUUGGCAACGAGGAACUGCGGGGACGAGCCGCGCGUCCGGGCGUCUUCCUUCUCUCCUGUCGCGUUCGAGAAGUGCCAGGCAGCUGCGUCCUCUCAGGUCGAGAGAGGCUCGGGAGGAGCGGCCAAAGAGGGACAGGCGCCCGCAGAAGCGAGACGGGACCUUUCGUCUCGCGUUGAGGCGAAGGCAGAAGAGACUCGCAGCGUCUCCCGGCAGUCAGAGAAACACGGCGACAAACAGAAGAAAGAUUGCGGCCGACGCGGAGCAGCCUCGUGCACGCCUUCUCGCCUGAGAUCCGAAGGCCGAGAAGCGGCGAGACCGAAUUUGACGUCGCGAGGCGGGCAGAAACCGCCUUCUUCCUCGUCUUCCUCGUCGGAUGUGGGCGUCUUGCAGGGGAAGGAGGAGAUUAGGCAACGGCGAGCAAAGGUCUUGGCCCUCGCGGCGCGCCAGAGAGAACAAGCGAGAAGGAGGAAGGGAGAGCUACAGUCUCAUGGCGCCGAGCGAGACAGAGGCGAAGCGAGCGUUCGAGUUCCGCCCUCGAAAGACGAGAGCGGUCUGGCGUCCGAGACUGGAAAAGCGAAGGACGGAGAAGAAAGGCAGGAGUCGAAAGAGCUAAACAAGGAGGAACGAGAGAAGGGAGAGAACGAAGACUUUGCGAGUGCCGCCACCGCGCAGAGCACAGCUAUCUCUGCGCUGUCAAGACUGAAUUCCUUGUCCUCGCUGGUGCUGGCCGAUAGGCCUCUUUCCGCGGCUGUCUCUUCGCACGCUCUCUCGCCGCUUCCCUCGGAGGACGAAGAGGAAGACCAGAGAGAAGGAGGAGAAGCGAGCGAGUCUGAAAAGCCGAGGGCGGAGACGGAAAGAGACGAGAAGGCGCCAAACAAAGACGAAGGGUGGAGAGAAAGACAAAGUGGAGACAGAAGCGACGAACGCCUGUGGAAGCACUCAGGAGACACAGGAGACACGGUGUUGUCUUCUCCGAGCGCGAGAGCUGGUGAUGCCGCUCAGGACGCGAAACUCUCGAUGUUGAUGUCUCGUGCUACCGUCUAUUGCUCGCGGUCCCUGAGAACUGUUGAGGGUUUGUCACCCCAGUCUUCUUCCUGGCAAGGCGACGCGGUGUCUCCGGCUGCUUUCGCUGCUCGGCAUUCUCUCUCUUUCUCUUCUCUCUCGUCUGCGAGCAUGAGAAGCGCGGCGGGAGUGGCCGCAGAAGCAGAGAGGCGGAAGGGGAAGGAAGCGGAGAAGACGGAAGAGCGGAAGAGACGAAACCGGGGGAGACAGAGAGAGGGAGGCCUGCUGCCGACGGUCGUGGAGAACGCCGUUCGUCUCGCGCGGCAGAGAAUUCGCGACAAGAAUCUCCUCUUUCGAAAAAUCGACGAAGCGAAGCAGAAAGAACAAGAGAACAGGAGACUUGACCGUUUUGCGCGUCGAGAUCAGCGCCUUCGUCUCUUCAUCCGGCGGCAGCAGGAAGAACUGCGGCGUCUCCAAGCUUCCCAAGACGCCCGUCGUGCCUCUUUGGAGGAUCCAGAUCCGCGCUCGUUUUCUCUCCCCUUUUCGCCGCUCUCCGCCGAGGUGGGUGAGAUCCUGUCGAGCGGUCCUCUCCUUUUGCGGGACGGAGUUGUGGUGCUCACAGAGGGCCAGGCGGCCUUGGCUGCGGCUCGGGAAGCUUCUCGAGGUCUCCAAGUAGAGGCACGAGCCGAGAGAGAGGCGAGAGAGGAGAGGACCGAAGGAGAAGGCGGGGCAAGACGCGUUUCGACGAACGAGCACGCGGCGGGGAAGCGAACUCCCGAGUUCCCCGUCGGUGACGGCCUGCGCGACACCGGAGAAGAUGGGAGGCGAGCGCCAGAAGAAGCGACCCCAGAACUCCCGUCAGCCUCCGCUUCGUCUUGUCUCGCCCGCGCGCGUUAUUCUCCGCACCUCGCGAGAGAAGCGGCGAAUUCGGCGGGCGCACAGGGCGAUCUGUCAGGCCUCGAAGAGACGGAACGGUUCCCGCAUCGGCGAGAAGGCGAAGGAAACGAACGAGACGAGACCGACGGACGCGCGCUGGCGAGGGAGAAUGGACUGUCCACAACCCGGAGCGAGAAAGAGACGCCUUCUCUCUCGUCCCGCCCUUCUCUUCACCUCGCUGCACAUGCCGCUCCUCUCCGUUGUGCGUCCUAUGAUACAACGCGCGGUUCGUCUUGCGUCGAAGACGCAGGCCGAGGCGUGGGAAAACCAGAGACUUUCGAGGCGCGAAACUGUCGCGAAAACGCAGCGCCGGUAGCCGAGGCCGCGACGCCAGACGUUCUGUCUGCCGGGGACGAGGAGAGCAGUGCCCGAAGGCUUCCCCCGCGAGACACUGAGAGCCGGAGCGUGGAGGAAAGCCUCUCGACGCGGGAAGAAGCCAGGCUCUCAGAAGAGAGAGGCGUUUUCGGACGGAACGGCAGUUUCCGAGAACCGAACGGGUUGCUUCGAGGGGAACAAGCAGAAGAAAGGUCGGGCUCGGAAGACAGAGAUUCCCCGACAGAUGUGUUGACUCUGCGCGACUGCAGACGAGCGCCGGGGGCGCUGAGCGGCGGCGCGAGUGUCUGUACACCGUCGGCAGCAGAGUUGGAGCCAACCCGUGAUAUGGACGCGAGGCUUGAGAAAUUGGAGACGCUGAGGAGAGAACUGCACGAGCUCCGUCGGAGCAAGUCGAGCACCGCAACCGACACCAGUCUCGACGGGCCUUUGUCGACCUGCGCUGCCUCGUCCUCGGCGCCUGCUGUGGCUGUCCGCACUUCGCUUUCCCUCAUGCUGAAAAAGGUCGAGCCCCGUGCGGCGUGUGUCUUGACGCCGACGGGGAAAGAGCGGAAACUCCUGACGCCCAAACAACUUGGCAGAGAAAGCAGCUCGGCUCUUCUCGCGAGGUUUUUGGAGCCGCAGGCGCAAGACACCUGCGAGGAAGCGCGACAAGGACGUCUGAGGAUAUCUUGGAGGCUGAGUGAGACGCAGAGUGCGCGGGCAAGCAGCCGAGGCGAGCGAGAUCACGCAGGCCAGCCUGCUUUGCGCGGCGUCACGAAACGAAGCACUGGCAGCGGAACAGAGGCGGUCGCCGAUGCGACACUUGCGACUCUGGCCUCUUCGAAAUUCCACACGGUUUCCCCUCGUGGUGUAUCGGGGAAAGAAAGAGGGGAGGCCGGUCCUCAGCUGCUGAGGGAGUCUUUCGCAGGCCUGGAGACAGUGCGACAGGAAGACAGCAGAGACAGGGAAGACCGUCUCUCCCUGCUGUCUCUCGACGAGUCGGCCCUCGGCGAGGGCCAGAGCAGUUGGGUGAAAAGAGAGGAAGAGGACGCGUGGGAAAGGUACUACCAGCAGAUCGCCGAUGAGAAGAAGCGACCGAGUCGCGUGGAAGGGGCGGGAGACGAGAGAGCACGAGAAGAAACGAGAGAAAGCGCUGGAGAGAGGGGAUUCGGCUAUGCGAGAAGCCGACUCGGACGAGGCUUCGACGCCCCACUGGAUCCGCACUUGGGUCGAAGGCAGGAAGAAAGCGAAAGUUCGAGCGAAGAGUGGAGUCGCGCACAAGACAGGCGCCGUGCGUCCCGCGGCGAUGGAAGAAAAACCUGCCUGAGCGAAAGCGAAGAUGACAACGCGAGAGGGCUCAGAGUGGAGAACGGAUCGAGCCGGGGCGAGACGCGGAAGACGCCUUCUUUCGCCGUUCUUGUUGCCCGUGCCGCAGAAAGGCAGCAGAGGCUGCACAGUGCGCGAAACAGAAGCAGAGGAGACCUAGGCGUGGAACACGACAUGAGCGCUGAGGAGGUUGAAGAAGCGCAAGAUGCGUUCGACAUGCUUCUCGAGACAGGAAAAUUCAGACAGGGUACAGGAGUGAGGGGAGAUAGACUGAGAGGGAGGAUCGUCGUUACAGGCCGGCAUCGAUUGUCGGGAAUCGAUUUUGCGGUUAAGGUCGUUCACAAGACGACACUGAAGGCUGUGGACACGAAGGCAAUGUUUUAUCGGGAAAUUGAUUGUCUACGGUCACUAUAUCAUCGGAAUAUUCUUCGGUACUACGACUUCUUCGAGGAUGACACUUUCUGUUACGCGAUACUCGAGUUGUGCCAGGGAGGCGAUCUGCUACAGCGACUGAAGAACAUGCCUGUCGUUACUGAGGCGCACAUCGUAAAAUACGUGAGACAAAUGCUGGCAGCAAUUCAACAUUGCCACCAGAAUGGGGUCAUGCAUAGGGACCUGAAGACAGAGGACGACGAUUCGCCUUUAGUCCUGAUUGACUUUGGGCUGGCUUUACGAUUCGUACCCGGAAUCAAACAGACCGUCGUCUGUGGCAGUCCGCGGUAUAUCGCACCGGAAGUCUUUAAGCAAGCCUACGACGAAAAAUGCGACCUUUGGAGCUUGGGCAUUGUCGUCUACGCCAUGCUUUAUGGUACCCAUCCAUUUGGGGUUAACGCGAAGUCAACAUUCCACGAAAUUCGGGCGCAAAGCUUUGUUCAAGCCCUACUGCAGCACGAUCCAGAACAAAGGCCAGAUGCUUCUGAAGGAGUUGACGAACCUAGUCCUCACACCUUGUGGCGCAUGAUUAUGUCACGAGUGCCUGGCGAGAAACGAAAGCGCAUGUCCUUGAAUUUUGCCAGCGAAUAA
Molecule: messenger RNA, 12450 nt
Organism: Neospora caninum
Lineage: Eukaryota; Apicomplexa; Conoidasida; Eucoccidiorida; Sarcocystidae
Product: putative ULK kinase
Exons: 16
Coding region: 1-12450 (4149 amino acids)
Biological process (GO): protein phosphorylation
Molecular function (GO): ATP binding; protein kinase activity
Source: RefSeq, a predicted model, not a curated record